AUGCACAUGGCCAGCUACGCCUGCUCGGCGGGGGAGCUUACGAACCUCGCGCUUGCCAGCUCUCACUCCCUGAAGUUUUCUCCUUGGCAGCUCGGCCUGACGCAGAUGCGUUACGAAGUUAUCACGGAUAUUUCUUACCAGCAGCUCGCGAUGAUUGCCUGGGUGCAACCUUCCACCACCCGUGUCCUGUCUUUUGCCCAGCCACAGGCCGCCCAGCCCACGUCCGCUUCCACGGAGCACCAGCGGCUUCUAGUCCAGGAGAACCAGAGUGGAGCAGUCCAGGAGGUCCAACUUGCGCACCGGCGCAUCCCGCGUGUAUCCAAGGUCAGUGUGCAAGGCCUCCGGCCCUCGCUUUCACCAACCGACUACCAAGUCCGCUUCUCCCCAGCCACGACCCUUCCCACAGUGCUGCGGCUCAGCGCAGAAAGCCCCCGCUUCCAGAGGACCGUCGCCUGGUCGACGCUCCACGGCUCGGUCACCAGCGUUCCCGAAGGUGUGCAAGAUCUGCAUAUCCAAGUGGAGGUGACAGACGUUGUCGUGGGGCUCCCACGGCUCGCGGGGCACGAUCCCGACUGCCGCUCACAGAGUGCCGAACUCUGGACGGCGUACCAUGGGGAAGCGGAGCCUACUGAAGAGCUGUGUUCACGGGUCUGCGCCAACAGCUUGAACUGCUUUACGUCCUAUCCUGGCGCGAACGGCUGCUUUGCCUUGGUGGGGAAGCCAAGCUGCUGGGAGCUGCCGCAAACCAGCGACAUCGGGGAGGUCAAUGCGAGCUUGCAAGGAGCAGACAGCAGCUCAGGGCAACUGCCCGCUUGGCGUGCCGAGCGACAUCUCCGAGGCCGGCUCAGUGGUUGUCGACGCAAGGAGAAUGAGACGCUCGUGGGUCAGAUGGUGGCCGUGGAGGCAGGCGAGCUUGCCUUUGGUGCGGUUCAGCCAGACUGGGCUGGUCCAGCGGCUACUUUGAGCUUCUCCCUCGAUCUGGAGGUUGGCGGACAGAGCUUCGAGACAGACUUCGUUCCCAUCACGCUUCACCGAGGACUCCCGGCGCCCAACGAUGUUCUGUGCCUGCUAAUUGGGGAGAAGGACGCCGGCAGCGAGGUUCUUAAGUCUGAGGGUAAGGUGGACAGUCAGGGCAAUGCUGUUGUCACCAUCUCCGAGUAUGACCCGACGGUCUUCAAGAGCCUCCGACUGCUGGUGAUGCCCUUGCUUCCUGAUCCGGACCUGCGAGCAAAUUGGUCGGAGUGGUGUGCUCCGAGCCAGGAGGACCAGAAACGUUUGGAGCAGCAUAGCCGAUGCCAAACCAGCGACAUCAUCAGAUCGCGCUACAAAGUUUGCGGAGCCCCGGGCGGCGUCACCCACGGGCGGCCGCUGAACGACGAGCCCCUCGUCGUCAACCUCGAUCCUUGGCUGGGUCGGCCACAGGCGCAGCCCACUUUCAGCAUCGUUCACCGCGAUGGUCCAGGCCACGGCUCGGGUUGGAAGGGGUCGGCCGAGGAGCGCACUGUGGCCCUUCACUUCCAAGGGGUCGACGGCCCGGCCGCUUGGGCAGCUCACCACGGCUGCGCGCUGCUAAACUCCACGGAGGCAGAGCGCGGCAUCUUGGCCUCCGCAGAUGCCAUUUGCAGCCUGCUGUCAAGUUGCGCUGAUCGGCUCUGCGAAAAAGUCCACCGUUACACCUUGGGUGCUGGACAGGUUUGGGAUGAAGCAGCCGGGGGUCGUGUAAACUCACUACCGUCGGUGUCAGCGGAGCAAACCGCGAAG
This is a messenger RNA of Symbiodinium sp. CCMP2456, 1761 nucleotides long. Lineage: Eukaryota; Dinophyceae; Suessiales; Symbiodiniaceae. The record is from the annotation of a GenBank genome assembly.